AUGACUCCCUCAAACAACCUCGCCUACACCGCGCCCAUCAACCCGCCCUCCGCAUCGCCUAAACUCACGAUCUCGCAGAUCUGGCAAGGGCUGGAGCGGAAGAUUCGCGCCGGACAGGACUUCGUCGGUGGCGCCAUCCUCUCCACAGACGUCGUCUCGGAAUCCACAGACAGCGAGGGCCGUCCCGUCACGGUGCGCGAGAUCGUGUUCCGCGACGGCAACCGGAGGGUGAAGGAGACGUGUGUGGCCUUCGAGGCGAUGAAGGUCGAGUUCCACCAACCCGACGGCUCCAAGGUCCAGAACAUCAUCUCGCAAGGGGCGGGCGCCGAGUGCGAGGAUCUCUACAUGACUUACACGUUCGAGUGGCUGCAUCCGGAGUGUGAGGGUGACAUCAAGGCGCUGGAGGAAAAGAGGCAGAAGGAGACCAAGAUAGCCAAGAUGGCGGUCGAAGAAACCAUCAGGGUGAUGAGAGAGAUGGUCAAAGACGGCAGGAUCAAGUAG
This is a messenger RNA of Fonsecaea erecta, 501 nucleotides long. RefSeq lists its product as hypothetical. The transcript has a single exon. The record is from RefSeq and is a predicted model, not a curated record. Lineage: Eukaryota; Fungi; Ascomycota; Eurotiomycetes; Chaetothyriales; Herpotrichiellaceae. Bases 1 to 501 code for a protein of 166 amino acids.